AUGGACUAUAUGUGGAAUAACUUAUCCAUGGCUACCCAGCAGUACCUAGGAAAGUACUGCCUAGCUCCUCAACAUCCUACAAUUUCUGAAGGUCAACAUGGACCAACUAUGGACAGGAAAUCAAAAAGAACCUCUGCUUGUGAUUCUGAACUAUUCAACUCUGAAACAUUCCGAGGUUGUGAAGCACCACCUCCUAAUCCAGAGCCUGCCUCCGAAGAUGAAAAUACUUCAAAUAUUUUAGACAUAACCAGGCUGAAAAAGCUUCCCAAGUUAAUUUGA
Pocillopora meandrina is the source of this 279-nucleotide messenger RNA. The record is from the annotation of a GenBank genome assembly. Lineage: Eukaryota; Metazoa; Cnidaria; Anthozoa; Scleractinia; Pocilloporidae.